Messenger RNA from Arctia plantaginis, 1185 nucleotides. NCBI's taxonomy places the organism in Eukaryota, Metazoa, Arthropoda, Insecta, Lepidoptera, Erebidae. The record is from the annotation of a GenBank genome assembly.
AUGUCUGACAAAGCAUGGUCGCUUCAACAUUUUUUGAAGUUUCUGGAAAACCCUUCUUAUCCUUCGGUUGGUCCUCAUCUAAAAUUACUUGGCUUAGUAGGACUUUGGCGUUCAGAUCCAACAGCUUCCGUCAGUAGAUUCAAACAGUUUCUCUUUUAUUUCACCAUAACAUUCUUCUUCAGCCAAUACAUCAAAUGCCUUAUCAAGUUCAAUGCCGAAUCUCUUAAGCUGAUCUUGCAGUAUGCACCAUUUCAUAUGGGCAUCGUAAAAUCCUGUUUCUUUCAAAAGAACUUCAGUAGAUGGCAAAAUCUUAUCGACUAUAUGUCUUUGAUAGAACAGAGCCAGCUGAAGAAAGAGGACAAGAAUCAAAGUGACAUGAUAGAGAGUUACAUUAAAAGAAACCGUAGAAUAUCAUACUUUUUCUGGGCUCUCGCAUUCUUCUCUAAUUUUAGUAUUUUUACGGAACCUUAUCAGAAAAACCAAAUCAACAUGAACGGAACAAGCGUAUACUUAUACAUAUUUGAUGGGUACACGCCAUUUCGUAAAGAACCUCCAGGAUAUUAUAUGUCCAUGCUCAUUCAGACUGUGUUGGGCCACGUCGUCAGUGCCUAUGUAGUCGGGUGGGACACUUUAGUGGUUUCUAUUAUGAUCUUCUUCGCGGGGCAGUUGAAGAUUUCUCGUCUACAUUGUAGUCAGACGAUAGACGCCUCAAGUCCAGAGAAGAGUCAUGAAAAUAUUGCAAACUGUCACCGGUUUCAUGUUAAUUUAAUCAAACAUCAGAAACUGUUCAAUUCUCUGAUAUCGCCAGUAAUGUUUAUUUACCUGAUCAACAUAUCAGUGAAUUUGGGCGUCUGUAUUUUUGAAAUUGUGGAGAUACAAGACGACAUAAUGACUUUAGUUUCGAGUUGCCUCUAUGUAAUUGCCUGUUUGAUACAACUGCUGAUCUUUUAUUGGUACAGCAACGAAGUGACAGUAGAGAGUACUUUAACAAGCUACGGUACCUUCAAAAGUGACUGGCCUUCAUCUAGUAAAAAAUUACGACAAGAAAUUGCUCUUCUGGGCUUAACUACAACGAAGCGCCUGGUGUUUAAAGCUGGACCUUUCAACGAAAUGUCGCUACCCACUUUUAUAGCGAUUUUGCGAGCAAGCUACAGUUUUUACACCUUGUUACACAACAAGAACUAG